Messenger RNA from Durio zibethinus, 1455 nucleotides. The record is from RefSeq and is a predicted model, not a curated record. NCBI's taxonomy places the organism in Eukaryota, Viridiplantae, Streptophyta, Magnoliopsida, Malvales, Malvaceae.
CUUCAGCCUUUUUCUUACUCACCUAUUCCCAGAACUCCCAUAACCUUUGGCAGUCUCCAUUGUUUCUUCACCAAAUGGAGCACUAACUCAAAGGAAAAAAUGGGGCUUUGGUUUUGUUCUCCAAGAUUCCUUAUUUUCGUCUUCCUCGUAUCUGCGAUUCCCAUCGCUUACAUCAUCUCCGAAGAACGUGCCAAGCCUACCAACCACGUUUUCCACUACCAUAGCGCCGGCUUUUUCCGGGAGUGCGCCAAGUGGGACGAUCAAGGCCGUCGAUUCCUCGUCAGUUUCUUGGAAGGUGGCGUCGGUGAAAUCCACGUUCCCAACGAUUACACACAGGAUGUCGUAUUGAAAGAGGUCACAGUGGUUAAAGACUUUGACUUGACCGGAAAUGCUUCCCUCGGCAUCGCCGUUGAUCGCCCCAGAAACAGGCUGCUUGUGGUUGUAGCUGACUUGCUCCGCAACCAAUACGGCGCUCUCGCGGCUUAUGAUUUGUCCACGUGGAAGCGGCUCUUUCUAACCCAGCUCAGCGGCCCUGGUGAUGAGAAGUCCUUCGCGAAUGAUGUUGCAUUAGAUGCAGAUGGUAAUGCGUAUGUUACUGAUGCCAAAGCCAGCAAAAUAUGGAAGGUUGGUGUCAAUGGCGAGUUCUUAUCUAUCCUCAGAAACCCACUCUUCACUCCAAAAGAGUGGUACAAAAGCUUGGUUGCAUUGAACGGAAUUGUUUACCACCCAGAUGGCUACUUGAUAGUAAUUCAUACGUUCAGUGGCAAUUUGCUUAAGAUUGAUCUAGCCAAGGGAGAGGAAGUGAAGUUGAUUGAAGUUGCUGGAGGUCCACUACUCUUUGGUGAUGGUCUAGAGCUAAUUUCUCCAACAAUGCUUGUAGUUGCCAAGAACCCUUCUGGGAGAUUGGUAGAGAGCUCUGAUGGAUGGGAGACAGCUUCUGUUUUGGCAAAGUUAAAGGGUCCUACGCAUCGUUUGGCCACGGCGGCGACUGUGAAGGAUGGGAAAAUUUAUCUCAACCAUUUGGUUGGUAUGGGGUACCCCAAGAAGACACAUGCCCUUGUUGAGGCUGUUUUCUAAACUUGAAAAUUGAACAAUCGUUCGGCAAACGAACUCGCAGUUACAGGAUAUAAAUUAAUCAAAUUUUCAUGUUGCAAAUCGUUGCUUACAGGGUUCACUUUUUUUAUUUUUUUUAUUGUAUCACUUGUUAGUUUUUUUAAAAGGGAAUUGGUCUUUCUUCCCGUGAAUUAUUCAUGGAAAUGGCGUACUUUUCCUUCAAAUGAUUGAUUGGUUUAAAUCGACAUCAUCAUAUCAAAGAGGAUGGUAUUUUAUUCUUUGAUGGUGUAGAUGACCGUGCCUUAAGCACGUGCUCUGCUCCUAACAAAACUUAUGGACAAUAAAUGCGCUACCUUAAUGACAAAACAUUAAUGUAUCAACUUUAAAACCAUUUUGUUUUUU